Molecule: messenger RNA, 1747 nt
Organism: Hibiscus syriacus
Lineage: Eukaryota; Viridiplantae; Streptophyta; Magnoliopsida; Malvales; Malvaceae
Product: serine/threonine-protein kinase STN8, chloroplastic-like
Exons: 4
Coding region: 32-1441 (469 amino acids)
Biological process (GO): protein phosphorylation
Molecular function (GO): ATP binding; protein kinase activity
Source: RefSeq, a predicted model, not a curated record
AAACACAGACAGAGAUCGAGAAUUAACCACUAUGGCUUCCUUGCUGUGUCCAACUUCAGCUACGCUUCAGCAGAAUCAUAGGAUUCUUUGCUUCUCUCCUCUCAAGUCUAUUUCCCAAGUUAACCAUUUUUCCUUCACAAAGAGUCUUAAAAGUACACCAGGAAGAUGCAGUGCGUUCCCAGAUGAUUUGUUGGAGCAGUCUUUGUCUCAAUUCCCCAUCAUCAAAUCCGAGUUGGACACGGUUACCGGUGAACUAACGGAUGUGCAGAAAUGGGGUUUCAUUGUUUUUGCAGGUCUCACAUGGAUUUAUUUGACUGCAAGGCCCGGUGUUCUUGUAGGUGCCAUUGAUGCUUACCUUCUUGCUCCUCUUCAACUAGGAUUUGACAACUUGACUGGCAGGAGGAGCUUGAAGAGGAGUGAUUUUCUGGUUGGGGAUAAGCUGGGGGAAGGGUCUUUUGGUAUUGUUUAUUCUGGUGUGAUUGUUCCCAAGAAUGCUUCACCUGAAGAAAGAGUUCCAAAAAGAGGAAAAGCAAAAACAGCGCUGGUUAAUGAUGAUAGGUUUAAAGAAAAGGUCAUUCUCAAAAAGGUUAAAGUUGGUGUGCAAGGAGCUGAAGAAUUUGGAGAUUAUGAAGAAUGGUUUAAUUACAGGCUUUCAAGAGCAGCCCCUGAGACAUGUGCUGAGUUCCUAGGAAGUUUUGUUGCUGAUCAAAACAAUUCACAGUUCAUCAAGGGUGGGAAGUGGCUUGUUUGGAAAUUUGAGGGAGAUCGCACCCUUGCUGAUUACUUGAAAGAUCGCAGCUUCCCUUUAAACAUAGAGUCUGUCAUGUUUGGACGUGUACUGCAAGGAGUGGAAUCUGUUAAACGGAAUGCAUUGAUCAUCAAGCAAAUAAUGCGACAGAUUAUUACUUCGCUUAAGAAAAUUCAUGACACAGGUAUUGUUCACCGUGAUGUAAAGCCGGCCAACAUCGUGGUGACGAAGCGCGGACGGAUCAAACUCAUAGAUUUUGGGGCAGCAACAGACCUUCGCAUUGGCAAGAACUAUGUGCCAAACCGUACGCUGCUUGAUCCCGACUAUUGUCCCCCUGAGUUAUAUGUCCUACCAGAGGAAACUCCAAGUCCUCCUCCGGAACCAAUUGCUGCUCUUCUUUCUCCGAUCUUGUGGCAGCUCAACAGUCCUGAUCUAUUUGAUAUGUAUUCUGCCGGCAUCGCGCUCCUACAAAUGGCAAUACCUUCCCUAAGAUCAGAAGCAUAUUUAAAGAACUUUAAUUCAGAAAUAAAAGCAGUUCAAUAUGACUUGAACAAAUGGAGGGAGAGAACACGGUUAAGGCCGGAUUUGACAAUCUUGGAUCUUGAGUCUGGUCGAGGAUGGGACCUAGCGACAAAACUGAUUUCACAAAGAGGUUUCCUUAGAAGGGGACGUUUAUCUGCUGCUGCUGCUUGAGGCAUCCUUACUUUUUGUUGGGUGGUGACCAGGCGGCCGCUGUUCUUUCAAAAUUCGGCUUUUAACUAACGUAAUGUGCCUCUGGCGGAGUGAGUAAAUCUUUGCGCUUUCGAGAUACUUCCAUUAUUAUUUCUUUUGAUCCUUGCCAGCCUUCUCCACAAGCUGCUCAAUGCAUUCAAAAUGAACUUACACUUUUGACAUACCCUGCAGCUGUUACAAUUACACCAUUGAUAUUAUUUCUAAUAGCUGAUUCGAUAUCCGAAGUCGUACAUUUUCAUUUUUAAAUUGGAAAUUUGUUUUAUUCAA